Molecule: messenger RNA, 402 nt
Organism: Rotaria socialis
Lineage: Eukaryota; Metazoa; Rotifera; Eurotatoria; Philodinida; Philodinidae
Source: the annotation of a GenBank genome assembly
AUGAAUUCAAUCGAACUUUCAAACAUAAAAUCAGUCAAUUUUUGUAACAAUAAAACAAAACAGGAACGAUGGGAAAAUCGAUGGAGCAAAAUGAAAGGUGAAUUUAAUGAUUUCGAACUUUUAUGUAACCUACUUAGACAACAUACUCGACAGUGUGAACACGACUUAACGUCAAUAAGCAUUUUAUCUCCAAUGAAUGAUGUUAACCGAAAUUUGAACGAGCUCGAUCAAUCCUUCAUGUAUUCACAAUUACUUAAAGAUAUUUUACUCAAAAUAGAAUACAACACGAAUGCUAAGCAGAAACUUGUUGGCUAUUGUCUCGAACUAUACCAAAACAACGAAACUGAAUUAGCAGUGAUUAAUGAAUUUCAAGAAAGCUGUCAUCUACAUACACCUAUCUAG